GUUAUUAUUAUUAUUAUGAGAUUGCGUAUACGACAUCCUGAUGGGAUGGCUACUUUAUCUGAUGUUAUGCCUGAACAAACAAUAGCAGAACUAAAACAAGUUAUCCAUAAAGCUAUUGGACUUGUAGCUAACCAAGAUAUACAACUUUCUGGAGGAUAUCCUCCUAAACCCAUAGAAGAUGACCAACUUCAAUUAUUAACUACGGGUAUUCGUGAUGGAGAUACAUUAACUGUGCGUGUGUUGGAAUCAACUCAUAAACAGACUUUGCUUCCUCUCAUCGAAACACAUGAAUCUGUAGAAACGAUGCAUGGAUAUCUAACACUUCGUGUAAUGGAAGACGAUAACUCAUGUUUAUUUCGAUCGAUUGGCUAUGUUCUCCAACACGAUGCCACCAUGUCAGCACAACUUCGAAAAGUUGUUGCUGAAAAGAUAACAUCUGAUCCAUGGACAUAUUCAGAUAGUAUACUUGGUCAAUCAAGAGAGAACUAUAUUGAAUGGAUUCAAAAGCCAAGUGCUUGGGGUGGUGCCAUUGAAUUAGCUCUAUUUUCGGAUUAUUUUAAGAUUGAAAUAGAUAGUAUCGAUAUUCAGACGGGUAGAAUGGACAAGUUUGGCGAAGGACUGUUUGAUGAAAGAGUGUUGAUUGUAUACAGUGGUAUUCACUAUGAUGCAUUAGCACUUGCACCUAUGCCCAACAGUCAUUCCAGUUUUGAUCAAACUCGAUUUCCUAUCACAGAUCAUGUUGUUCUUGAUGCUGCUAAAAAGCUUGUGGAUGAACUUAGAAAGAAACACAAAUAUACCGAUGUUGCCAACUUUACUUUAAAAUGUGAACAAUGUAACAAGGGCUUAAAAGGAGAAAAAGAUGCUCAACAGCAUGCUGCAGUAUGUAUCAUAGGAAAACUGGAUGUAUGCUAACUAGGAUAGACAACGGGCCAUACUCAUUUUACUGAAUAUCAAUCAUAAUUAUUAAAACGAAUU
Molecule: messenger RNA, 975 nt
Organism: Gilbertella persicaria
Lineage: Eukaryota; Fungi; Mucoromycota; Mucoromycetes; Mucorales; Choanephoraceae
Exons: 12
Coding region: 16-912 (298 amino acids)
Biological process (GO): protein deubiquitination; endoplasmic reticulum unfolded protein response
Cellular component (GO): cytosol; nucleus
Molecular function (GO): protein binding; cysteine-type deubiquitinase activity
Source: RefSeq, a predicted model, not a curated record